Trichoplusia ni (cabbage looper) is the source of this 2029-nucleotide messenger RNA. Its product is annotated as peroxidase-like. The transcript has 12 exons. Gene Ontology annotation, biological process: response to oxidative stress. Gene Ontology annotation, molecular function: peroxidase activity; heme binding. The record is from RefSeq and is a predicted model, not a curated record. The coding region runs from base 16 to 1860 and encodes 614 amino acids. NCBI's taxonomy places the organism in Eukaryota, Metazoa, Arthropoda, Insecta, Lepidoptera, Noctuidae.
GGCAAAACGGUCAAUAUGAUGCUCAAAAGCAUUUUUGGGUUAUUCUGCUGCGUGCAGGUCAUCUAUGCGGUCAGGUACCACAGGUUCAGUGGAGAGAGAGUCACUCCCAGUGAAUUGGAAGCGUACAGGGCCAACAACACUUUAGCGAAAUGUACUAUUGAUGUAACGCCUUGCAAAAAAUCGGAAAGACGUCGUCUUGAUGGAUCCUGCAACAGUCUUAAGAACCCAUCCAGAGGAACCGUCACUGUGCCUCACCACAGAGUCUUGCCCGCUGCCUACUACAAUGGCAACCAAGAAAGAAGAUCAGUGUCCGGCAAACCUUUGAAGCUGCCGAGAGAGAUUCGUACCUCUCUGCUGUGUGAAGGAAUUUCAGUCAACGAGCACUUGACCUCAGCCGUACCCGGCUUCGGAAUCUUCUCAUUCGGAGAUGUUGGAACCGUUCACGACAUCAAAUUCUUCAUGGACAACAAGACUGACUGUUGUACCGAAAAAGGACAGAAAGACUUCCUCUGCGCUCCCAAUCUUAUCCCUGAAGACGACCCUGUUCAUCGUUUCUCUGGCAUCCGUUGCAUGAACUUAACCAGGCCUCUGGACUUCCAGUACUUUGGAUGCACCAAGGACCCCGUCCCCGCACCCAUCGAAGAAGCUACAGCUGUCUACGACUUGUCUGCUAUUUACAUUAUCGAAGACAACGUAGGAGUUCCAGUCAGAACUAACAAGGGUGGUGAGCUUUUCGUAGAGGUUGACAACGGAAUCGUCUGGCCCCCAAGUGGAAAAGGAUACUGUCCCGCUACUCCCGCUAAGGCUGGACAGAAAUGUUUCGAAAACUACUCCAACGCUCUUCUCCCCGUCCAAAUGUUCGCUGUCUGGUUCGUGAGACACCACAACUACUUGGCUAAAAAUCUGGCUAAGGUCAACCCUACAUGGACCGAUGACCAAAUUUACUUCACCGCCAGGGACAUUAACAUCGCCUACGUCCAAGAAAUGCUGGUCUACCAAUUCCUGGCCACCUUAGUCGGAAAGGACGAUUUGGUGAAAUCUGGUUUAGCUUCCGAUGACACCGGUUUCAGGGAAACUUAUGACCCUUCAGCAUACCCUCAAAUCACUUUGGAGUUCGUUAUCAUCUACCGUUGGUUCCAUCUUAUCCAGAAUGGUGUCGCUAAAAUGUUAGACGGUGAAGGUAACUACGUCAGUGAACAUCGUGUAGUAAACUCAACAUUCAACGCCGGAUUCUUGGGAGAAGAUGACAACAUCGUUUACUUGACCCAAGGUCUUUUCAGACAAGAAGCUGCCAAGGCCAACACUGGAGUUCACCCCGACAUGGCCGAACUUGGUUUACCUAACCUCCAACUCGCUACUGACAUCAUCACCAGUGACUUGCACAAGAACCGUUUGUUCGGUUUGAGACCAUACGUUGACUACGUCAAAUUCUGUUUUGAUGAAGAUGUUGAAACCUUCGAUGACCUUAAGAAGAGGAUUCCCGCUGACAAAGUUUCCAUUCUUCGUGACCUUUAUGAAGACCCCAAGGAUAUUGAUCUUAUGGCUGGUUUAUGGACUGAGAAGAUCGCUAAGAACGCACACAUUCCUCCUACUCUAGGUUGCUUGUUGAAGGACAGCAUCCACAGAACCAUCAAGGGAGACAGACAUUGGUACGAAAGGAGCAAGAGACCGCACGCCUUCACUUAUGAUCAACUCCAAGAAAUCAGAAAGGCUUCGUUAGCUAACUUGUUGUGCGCUGUCGGCGACAAAGUUGAGAAAGUACAAAAGAACGCUUUCCUUCAAAUCAGCAAGAAGAACCCCUUGGUCAGCUGCAAAGAGAUCCCCAAGAUCAACUUCAAGAAAUGGGCCCAGAAAUGCUAGUCAACCAACAACGAUAUGAAACAAAAGAGUCACUGCUCUAGUAGCAGUUUGAACGUGCAAAAUUAAUUUGAAAACAUCUUCAAAAUUUGGUCGAUCUUUGAAUAUACUAGGCAAUAAAUAUGGCUUUCAAUAUUGUUGUUUUUCGUCUGAAAUAAAUUUAUUCAACUAA